Molecule: messenger RNA, 504 nt
Organism: Bipolaris maydis ATCC 48331
Lineage: Eukaryota; Fungi; Ascomycota; Dothideomycetes; Pleosporales; Pleosporaceae
Source: RefSeq, a predicted model, not a curated record
AUGAUGUUCACCAAGACUCUUGUAUUUGCUUUCAUUAGCACUGCUCUGGCUUUCCCAGAGGGCGUCUUAGUUUCCAACGGGCUCACUGGGGCUCCAAAGAUUAUAACACGCGAUAUUACACGAUUCGAGUUGACCAAACGGGAGUCUGAUCCUACUGUCAUUUUAAUUGAGGAUCACCCCACGAAUCCAUUGUUAGCUCGGCAGAAUUGUAACACUUGCAUCCCUAAUGGUUGCGGUGCUUGUCGCACAUUGUUUUUUGCUAACAUAGGUACCUACGAAAGUUCUGCUGUAAACAAUGUUGCCGGUCUAACAAACGACAGAAAGAAUUCUGCGGGACACGUUGUUGCUGAACUAAACAAAGGUACCAAGGAAGCUCGGCCUGAUAAACGAUGGUUCCCUACGAUUUCUUUCAACAAGAAAUUUGCCUCUACUUUGAAAUGCCGCAUCUGGGAUAUCUUUCAAGUGUUGGUGGGGAAAAAAGCUUUCUUGGAAACUUUUUCCUAA